CCUUUUCCAGCUCCGCCUGCUGCGGGGCCGGGGAAGGCGGGUCCCUCUGGGCGGAGAGGGGCCGGCCCAGAAGCGCCGCGAGCGGAAGACGCUCCCGAAGCGGGAGGAGGAAAGUUUGGGGAGGGUUUAAUUGUUGUGUGUACGCGGACGGGGGUGGGGGAGCGCUCUCCACUUUUGGGCGGAGGGAGGCUCCAUCCUUGGCAAGGGAUCCCUCCCUCCCCCGACUUCGGGAGGGCCCGAUCCGGCCCAGUUAGCUAGCCGGCCGGCCAUGGGAGACCAGGAGGCAGAAAGCGAGGAAGCGGCGGAAUUCCAGCGGCACUGGCGCCGCGAGUUCCCGGGAGAAGCGGCGCCGGCGCUGCGCCUGGACUCGGUGGCCGCCAUGGAGGAGGAGAUGAGCCGGUGCCGGCGGACGCUGCAGCGGCUCCAGCGGGCCCUGGCCGAGGAGAAGUUCAAAGUGGUCUACCUGGAGGCGGCGCUGGAGCGGCGAGGAGCCGGCGGCAAGCCGCCCCUCCCGUCCAGCCCCCGUGCGCCCAGGGCGCACAAGGAGACACCGAGGGCCCCCAGCCCCGACGCGCCCAGGGCGCACAAGGAGACACCGAGGGCCCCCAGCCCCGACGCGCCCAGGGCGCACGAGCAGACGCCGCGGGAGCCCCUCCAAGCCGCGCCCCUCGGCUCUUCGGGAGGGCCCCGCCGCCCGCCGGCUCCCCCGCCACCCCCUCCUCGCCUCUGGAAGCGGCCCCGGGGUCGGGACCUCCCCGACGGCUGCAACUCCACCGAGAGCCAUCUGUGCUUGGAGCGGGAAGGCGACUCCCCCGGCUGUGGCAGCGACCCCGAGAAAGGAGGAGGAGGAGGAGGAAGCAGCGACUGGAGCUGCAACAGCUCCGACCACGAGGAUGCCUCCUCCGUAGACUUCAACUAUGGCACGGAGGACUAUGACGCCGAGGGCAACGAGGAGCCCAAAGUGCCCCCUGGCAGCUCGGAGACCAUGCCGUACAUCGACGAAUCGCCCACCAUGUCCCCUCAGCUCAGUGCCCGCGGCCAAGAGGGCGGCAGCAGCAGAGACGGAUCCGAGAGCAUCUCACCUGCGCCUGCGGAUGGACUGGGUACCGUGGGUGGACAAGAUGCCGGCAAAGGCGUGGACAUGCGGAGGGUGGUGCUCAAGGAUUUCCUGGCCAACGAAGAGAUGUACAUCAACCAGCUGGAAGCGCUGUUGCUGCCCAUGAAGCCUCUGAAGGCCACCGCCACCACCUCCCAGCCUGUCCUCACUAUCCAGCAGAUUGAGACCAUCUUCUACAAGAUCCAGGACAUUUACGAAAUCCACAAGGAGUUCUAUGACAGCCUUUGGCCCCAAAUUCAGAACUGGGACAGCAGUGUGGUACUCGGCCACCUUUUCCAGAAGCUGGCUAGCCAGCUGGGGGUGUACAAAGCCUUUGUAGACAACUACAAAAUUGCGUUGGAGACGGCAGAAAAAUGCAGUCAGAGCAACAACCAGUUCCAGAAAAUCUCAGAGGAGCUGAAAGUCAAAGGGCCUAAGGGUGUGAAGGAGAGCCACACCUCCGUUACCAUGGAAGCCCUGCUGUAUAAACCUAUCAACCGCGUGACCCGGAGCACUCUUGUAUUACAUGAUCUGCUCAAGCAUACGCCUUCCAAUCACCCCGACUACCCGCUGCUCCAGGACGCUCUCCGCAUCUCCCAGAACUUCCUUUCCAGUAUCAAUGAGGACAUUGAUCCCCGCCGGACGGCAGUCACCACCCCCAAAGGAGAGACGCGGCAGCUGGUCAAGGACGGCUUCUUGGUGGAACUGGCCGAGGGUUCCCGCAAGCUGCGGCACGUCUUCCUCUUCACGGACGUCCUUCUCUGUGCCAAGCUGAAGAAAACAGGCGUGGGGAAACACCAGCAAUAUGACUGCAAGUGGUACAUGCCGUUGGCUGAGCUGGUGUUCCCAUCGCUGGAAGAAUCGGACUCAUGUCCGCAUGUCCACGCCAUGCCCGACCACGAUCUGGAGGACAUGAAGAUAAAGAUCUCCUCUAUGAAGAGUGAGGUGCAGAAGGAGAAGGCCAACAAGGGUCAGAGCCGAGCCAUGGAGCGCCUAAAGAAGAAGAUGUUUGACAACGAAUUCUGGCUCCUGCUCAACUCCCCGUCCAUCCCUUUCCGGAUCCACAACCGAAAUGGGAAAAGCUAUCUGUUCUUGCUGUCUUCCGACUACGAGCGGGCAGAGUGGAGGGAGGCCAUCCAGAAGCUGCAAAAGAAAGAUCUCCAGACCUUUGUGCUCAGCUCCGUGGAGCUGCAGGUCCUCACAGGGUCGUGCUUCAAGCUACGCACCGUGCACAACAUUCCUGUCACCAGCAAUAAGGAUGAUGACGAAUCUCCGGGGAUGUAUGGCUUCUUACACGUUAUCGUCCACUCUGCCAAGGGCUUCAAACAAUCUGCCAACCUUUACUGCACGCUGGAAGUAGAUUCUUUUGGCUAUUUUGUCAGCAAAGCCAAGACGCGGGUGUUUCGAGACACCACCGAGCCCCAAUGGAAUGAGGAGUUUGAGAUCGAGCUGGAGGGGUCGCAGUCACUGCGGAUCCUCUGCUACGAGAAAUGCUACGACAAGAGCAAGAUGAACAAGGACAACCACGAGAUUGUGGACAAGAUUGUGGGCAAGGGGCAGGUUCAGCUGGAUCCCCAGACAGUGCAGACGAAGAACUGGCAUAUGGAUGUGAUUGAAAUGAAUGGGAUCAAAGUGGAGUUCUCUAUGAAGUUCACAAGCCGGGACUUGAGCCUUAAAAGGACCCCAUCGAAAAAGCAAACAGGAGUCUUCGGUGUAAAAAUCAGCGUCGUCACAAAGCGUGAGCGCUCCAAAGUGCCAUACAUCGUGCGCCAGUGCGUGGAAGAAGUGGAAAAGCGCGGCAUUGACGAAGUGGGGAUCUACCGGAUCUCAGGGGUGGCCACAGACAUCCAGGCCUUGAAAGCGGCCUUUGACUCCAAUAGCAAAGACAUCCUGAUGAUGCUGAGCGACAUGGACAUCAACGCCAUCGCGGGCACCCUGAAGCUGUAUUUCCGUGAGCUUCCUGAACCCCUCCUCACGGAUCGGCUUUAUCCUGCUUUUAUGGAGGGUAUUGCACUCUCUGACCCUUCGGCCAAGGAGAACUGUAUGAUGCAUCUUCUGCGUUCUCUGCCUGAUCCCAACCUUAUCACAUUCCUCUUUCUGCUAGAACACUUGAAACGGGUUGCCGAGAAGGAGCCUAUCAACAAAAUGUCCCUGCACAAUCUAGCCACGGUGUUUGGCCCCACAUUGUUGAGGCCUUCCGAGCUGGAGAGCAAAGGGCACCUCAGUUUGGCCUCGGACAUCUGGUCUCACGAUGUAAUGGCACAGGUGCAAGUGCUCCUAUACUAUCUACAGCAUCUGCCCAUCUCCUUUGCUGAGCUCAAACGCAACACGCUCUACUUCUCCACAGAUGUGUAGCCCCUGGGCUCUGCAGCCGAGCAACAGUUUGUUUCCUAUACAGAGGGGUGCAGCACAGACUCAAAACCUGGGCACUGAUCCUGCUGAGGACAAUGGUGCUGCCCUGGACAUACACUGCCCACACCUCAUGGGACGAUUUUGUACAAUCCCUGGCCUCCACCGCACCAGCCCCUGCACUCUCUCUUUUUCCUUUCUGCACGGUGGUCCAUGUCUCUCAUACUUCUCAUGUUCAGGAGUCACUUUUACAUAAGUUCGUUGAGCAGCAGAAAGGGAGUGAGCGACAGAUGAUUUUGGAGACGCGGCUUGUUUCUUUCCAAAAGUCACCAUCUUCCAGUUCCAAUAGAGCUUUACUGCAGCCAAGUCCCCUCCUCUUCCAGCCCGCCCCACCUCGCCAUCCGCAACAACGCCUGACCUUCUCGCACCUCUCCUUUGUGGCCUGCAUGUAUGGUGCUUGCUUGGAUUUUCCUGCUUUGGAGGCUUAAAAGAAACCAAGGACUCCAUUUCCCCCCUCCCCCCAUCCAGACGACACUCCGCUUUGUCUCACUGGGCCGUGCAGAGGCCGGAUCUGGUGGAUGAACUCCGCAGUCUCUUCAACCCACCACCACCACCCUACCUGUCGGUCUGCCCUGAAGGAGCUCCACAUGGUGGGCUGAAGCUGGCAGCGUUUUUAUUUUUUUAAGAGUCUUUGUCUAUUCCAGGUCCCUUUUUUUAUGCUGGGGAGCCUCUCGUCUUGUGAUCCCUACGCUUUGCGGCUGUGCAUACCGUGGGGGUGUAAAGCCAUCUUCCUCCUUUUUAUUCUGUCAAAACGUUCUUAAAGGUAUACUGAUGGCAGGAAAAUGAAGAGAAAGUGGCUGUUUGCUAGUCCUAGAUGCGUGCACCAGAGAAAGGGAUACCUCUCCCCCCUGCCCCCCAGCUGUGCUGUCCCCUAUCGGUUUAUUUAUGGUUACCUUCUUGGGGCUAAUUCAGUCUUAAUCCUUACAAAGGAAAGCAGAUCUUAAUAACGGCAAAUGAGAGCCCACCCCCCAUUAUUUAGCUGGGCAACAGGACACAUUGGGAAGGCAAGAGUCUGGCUGCCCUACAGAUGCAACCAUCAGCCAUGCCUUUGCCCAUGGUCCAUGCCAGGGAGGCAGCUGGUAUUUUCUGGCCCUACCUCCUCAACAUGGCUUCUCCUGCUAAGGGGCUGUUGGGCUCCUUUUUACCUCUCUCUGUGUGUGUGUGUGUGUGUGUGUAAGUAAGUAAGUGGGGCAGUUCCUCCUUGUCUCAUCCAGCAUGGCUUAUACAGGGUUCAACUAAAGCAGACUCAGGUUGAGUGUGGAAGGGAGGUCUCCCUUGUGGUGGAAACCCCUCCUUAGGGAUUUUAGGUAAACAUAAAACCCCAUUUUUGUUAUGUUUAAGUUGAAUGUGAAAAGUGCCAUUUCAGCCCUUAACAGGCACCCAGCUAUGUCCCUGUUUUUCUCUGUGUGUCGGAAAUAAACGGCUCAUUUGGUGUCUCUUUACGAACCCUCCUCCCAACCUGCUCAAAAAUUAGUUGAAAAGAUUGACACAAUUAUCACACGUCCGUUUUCUUUUCUUUUAGGAGCAAUUCAGUGGCUUGGAGCUCUUCCCCUCACCCGCUGUAACUACCCUGUCUGGGUUGGCAUUUUGCUGGGGCCAGCAGGAGAGGACAGGACUUCUUUCCUCCUCAUGUCAUUGCCGACCCUUGAGAGGGCUCUGAGUUCCUGUUCUCCAUCUUGCUCGCAUGCUCCUGGUGCCAAGUGGGAACCCAGCAAUGCGCUUAAUCUGCUGGAUAGGUAGCCCAAUGGCUCACCUUGGUUCCACCACCCCAGCUCAAGGAAGUAUUGCCGUGCCAUGCCUGCCCCUGCGCGUUAGGUAGCUAGUCACACUUUCUGCCCAGGAAGGUAGAAAGUUGCGUGGGACACACAGUUCAGGGGCCAGAAAUAUUUUACUGGCCAGAGGAUUUAUUUGGUUGGUUUGGUUUCUUAACCACCCUGCUGCACAGCAGAUCUUUGUGGGUCUGCAUCUACCUGCAUCCCUGUGUCUGUUGUAGCUGAAGUUGUCCCCAUGGAGAGUAUGUAAGCCAGAUUUCCUACUACCAGCAUAGCUCUCCCCACCCCCCCAGAUAACUGCACUUGUCCUUUUUUCUGACCAUGGGAGAGGGGAGACUGGGACUCCUGGAGCUACAGGUAGAGUAGAAACUGUUAUAAUUGAUAUUUGACUUGUUUAAGGAUAUAUAUUAUAUAUAUAUAUAUAUUUUUGGUUGUGUUCCGUUGCAGGUUCCCCCCACCCCCUUCUGUAGAUGAAAAACUUUAAAUGGAUGUAAACCAUGUGAGGAGAUUUUAAAAAAAACUUAAUAAAAUGCAAAGCCCAAACAUUUGCACAAAUUA
Molecule: messenger RNA, 5835 nt
Organism: Rhineura floridana
Lineage: Eukaryota; Metazoa; Chordata; Lepidosauria; Squamata; Rhineuridae
Gene: ABR
Product: ABR activator of RhoGEF and GTPase
Exons: 23
Coding region: 269-3451 (1060 amino acids)
Biological process (GO): positive regulation of GTPase activity; protein phosphorylation; intracellular signal transduction
Cellular component (GO): membrane
Molecular function (GO): guanyl-nucleotide exchange factor activity; GTPase activator activity; protein serine/threonine kinase activity
Source: RefSeq, a predicted model, not a curated record